Apodemus sylvaticus (European woodmouse) is the source of this 3924-nucleotide messenger RNA. It is a transcript of the gene Magel2, whose product is annotated as MAGE family member L2. Gene Ontology annotation, cellular component: nucleus. The coding region runs from base 1 to 3924 and encodes 1307 amino acids. The record is from RefSeq and is a predicted model, not a curated record. NCBI's taxonomy places the organism in Eukaryota, Metazoa, Chordata, Mammalia, Rodentia, Muridae. The transcript has a single exon. Gene Ontology annotation, biological process: negative regulation of transcription by RNA polymerase II.
AUGUCGCAGCUAAGUACGAAUCUGGGUGAUUCCAGCCCUCCGGAGUCCCCAGUGCCUGCAGUCCAUAGCCGCCCUACAGUUCUGAUGCGGGCCCCGCCUGCUUCCUCCCGGGCUCCUCCUGUCCCUUGGGAUCCACCUCCAGUGGACUUGCAGGCUCCCCUGGCUGCUUGGCAGGCUCCCCAGCCUGCAUGGGAGGCUCCGGAGGGCCAGCUGCCUGCCCCAGUGGCUCAGCUGGCCCAGCCUCCUGCUCUAGGGGCCCCAAUGGUCCAGGCUCCGCAGCUCGGGGGGGCGAUGGCCAAGCCUCCAACUCCUGGAGUCUUGAUGGUCCAUCAGCCCCCUCCGGGAGCACCUAUGGCCCAGUCUUCAACUCCGGGAGUCCUGAUGUUACAUCCUUCUGUCACGGGGGCCCCUUUGGCUCAGCCCCCAGGAGUCCCGAUGACACACCCUCCCGGGACCUCGAUGGCGCACCCUCCCCCCCCUCCUCCUCCUCCCCCUCCUCCUCUCCCCCCUCCUCCUCCUCCUGGGACCCCAAUGGCCCACCCAGCUCCUCCUGGGACCCCUAUGACCCAUCAUCCACUGGGGAACCCGAUGGUGCAUUCUCUCCCUCAUGGAACCCCGAUGGUCCAUGGGGGAUCACAUGGAACCCCAAUGCCGCAUGUUCCCAUUACGGGGACACCGAUAGCCCAGCAGCCAACUCCAGGAGUCCUGAUGACCCAGCAGCUGACACCGAUGGCCCAGCAGCUGACACAGAUGGCCCAGCAGCUGACACCGGGAGUCCUGAUGGUCCAGCCGUCUGCUGCAGGAGCUCCAAUGGUCCAGCCUCCUCCACAGGCUGCCUUGAUGACCCAGCCUGCAUCUUCGAUUACUCCGAUGGCGAAGCCUCCAGGUCAUGGUGUCGUGAUGAUCCAUUCUCCAUGUGCCAGAGGUUCAAUCAUUCAGACUCCAGUAUCAGGAGCACAAAUGGCACAGACAGUGCUGUCCCAUGGGCAGCCUCUGGCUACUUGGGCUUCGCAGGGUCAGCCUUUGAUCCUACAAAUCCAGUCUCAAGUCAUAAGAGCUACUCCGCAGAUUCCCGCUUUACCACAGAUUCCCGCUUUACCACAGAUUCCCGCUUUACCACAGAUUCCCGCUUUACCACAAGUCCCCCAGGUACAGCUGACCACACCCCCAGGUUGGCAGGCCACCACAUCCAACUGGCAGGUGGCCCCCCAGGGGUGGCCAGCAACUCCUUUUACCUGGCAGGCUACACAGGUGACCUGGCAGACCCCCACAAUAACCUGGCAGACCACUUCACAUGUGAGCAGAGGGCACUCAUCCGUUCGUCCUGGGACAAGCCUUCGACAUAUACCACCUCAAGUGAUUCGCCAGCUGCCUCCUGUGAUCCGUCAGAUCCAACCUAUAAUGCGGCAGGCCCCACCACUGAUCCGACAGGUCCCUAUCAGACAAGGUCAUGGCAUAGCAAGCCAGCCUCAGCUGUGGCACGUCCUGCCACCCCCUCCUCCACUGCGUCAGGCUCCACAUGCUCGUCUGCUGCUCCCAAGGUUGUCAGGAGCAGGCCAGGUGUCUACAGUAUCACCAGUUGCUCAGAUACAUUUGGUGCCACAGUCAGGCCCACAGGUGCCCCAGACAGUACUGCCAGCCCAACUUUCUCUCCCAAUUCCUUUACCCCAGGCUGCUGCUCAGGCUGCUUCCCGGGCAGUGCACUGCCCAUCCAUCAUCUGGCAGGCCCCCAAAGGCCAGCCCCCGGUGCCACAGGAGCUCCCAGUUCUACAGGAGCUCCCGGCGCCAGAGGAGGUCCCAGUGCCACAGGAGCUCCCAGUUCCACAGGAGGUCCAGGUGCCACAGGAGGAAGUCCAGGUGCCACAGGAGGAGGAGGUCCAGGUGCCACAGGAGGAGGUCCAGGUGCCACAGGAGGAGGUCCAGGUGCCACAGGAGGUCCAGGUGCCAGAGGAGGUCCAGGUACCACAGGAGGUCCAGGUGCCACAGGAGCUUCCAGUGCCACAGGAGCUCCCAGUGCCAUUGGAGUUCCAGGAGGUACAGCAGGCCCAGGCAAUGGGCUGGCGGGCACCCAAGGUACCUACUCACUUCUGGCAGCCUGUGCCUGCCCAGGAGGCCCAGGAGCAGGCCACUCAGAUCACCCAUGUGGAGCAGCAGCAGCCCUUUCAGGGAGCCCCAGCCAUCCCCAGGGCACUGCAAACACAGCUGCCUCCCCACCAGGCCCAGGCCACAGGCCUGCAGGCAGAACUGCCCUCAGUGCAGCCUUCUUGGCACCGCCCACCGCCCAGGUUGCAGGCCCGGCCUGGAGCCUCUGCCACAGUGGCAAAUUUUCCCCGGGGCUCCACUCGAUCACGUAUGGCUCCAGCAGGAGAACCUGGCCCCUCCUCUCUAGAACCCCGGGGCCCUCCUAGGGAACGCAGAGCACCCGCAAAGGACAAAAAGGGUCCUCCAAAAGAUCGCGUGAUCAUUGGUGCCACCUUCUGUGCUCCAAGGGGAGCAUCAGCUUCCAGGGCAUACGUGCCAACUGCCUGGAAAAACCUGCCUGCCACAUCAGAGACCUUUCCGGCCACCUCAAGGGUCUUUCCAUCUACCUCUCAUUUCCAGCCUGCCUCUUCUAAUGCCUUUAGAGGCCCAUCUGCCACGUCAGAGAGCCCAAAGUCACUGCCAUUUGCUCUGCAGGAUCCUUAUGCCUGUGUAGAGGCCCUGCCUGCAGCUCCCUGGGUUCCGUAUCCUGAUGGGAAUGCCUCAUCAUCAUGUAAGUCAGUGCCCACCAUCCUAAUGGUGGCAGCAGCUAACCCCCAGGGAAGUGCCACCGCUGCAGAGGCCUCCAAGUCCUCAGAGCCGCCGAGACGCCCGGGCAAAGCCACCAGGAAGAAGAAACAUCUGGAGCCCAAAGAAGACAACUCUGGCCAAAGGAUGCCCUCAUGUGACUGGCGGGCCCCCCGAACCUGGGGGAAUCCUAGUCAUUCUGACUGGGAGAUUCAGAGGGCUAUGCAGCUCCUGGGGGACCGGGAAUCCCUCUACACUCCACUGGGCCUGAAUGACUGGGGGUGCCCCAACACCUCUAGGAUGCCAAGGAGCUUGGAGGGCCCUAGCACUUCACGGGACCAGGGAUUCUGUGGUGCCUCGGGUGGGUCUCAGACAUGGAUGGCUUCUGAGGCCCCAAGUGUCUCUCGGGGAUCCAGUGAUGCUCAGGAGGACCCUGAUAGGGAGAGUCAGCCAUUGUCUCCCUUAGAUGAGAGAGCAAAUGCUUUGGUGCAGUUUCUCUUGGUCAAAGACCAAGCCAAGGUGCCUGUCCAGCUCUCGGAGAUGAUAAAUGCUGUCAUCCGAGAAUAUAAAGACGACAGCUUAGACAUUAUCAACCGUGCCAACAUUAAGCUGGAGUGCACCUUUGGUUGUCAACUGAAGGAAGUUGACACCAAAACCCACACUUACAUCAUCGUCAACAAGAUGGCGUAUCCUCAGUGUAAUUUGCUGGCAUCCUACUUCGAGAGGCCAAAGUUCAGCCUCCUGAUGGUGGUCUUGAGCCUCAUCUUUAUGAAAGGGUACUGUAUCAGGGAGAACCUGCUCUUUAGUUUUCUGUUCCAGUUAGGACUGGAUGUCCAGGAGAAAAGCAGCCUCUUCAAGAUUACAAAGAAGCUCAUCACCAACGUGUUCGUGAGACACAGGUACCUAGAGUACAGGCAAAUCCCGUUCACUGACCCUGCAGAAUACGAGCUUCUGUGGGGGCCUCGGGCAUUCCUCGAGACUAACAGGGUGCACAUCUUGAGGUUUUUGGCCGCACUCUAUGAGAACCAGCCCCAGAUCUGGUCAUGCCAGUACCUUGACUCAUUGGCUGAGUUAGAAUACAAGGACGCAAAUGAAGAAGAGUCCCAUGACAGCGAUGAUGAUUCCCACGACCCCACCAGCAGCCCCCAUCCUCACUAA